Messenger RNA from Podarcis lilfordi (Lilford's wall lizard), 8845 nucleotides. Lineage: Eukaryota; Metazoa; Chordata; Lepidosauria; Squamata; Lacertidae. The record is from the annotation of a GenBank genome assembly.
UGUUCCUGCGCGUCUCGAUGGUCCGGGCUUGGGCAUCGGAAUUGGAGAUUAGCCGAGGUUGCCCGCAAAGGUGAGUUGGGAGAUGGCGGAGGGGAGAGCGAGAAGUUAAUGGAGACGCUUCCUUUGGGCUCUUUGCCUGUUUUUGCUCAGGGUCUGCCCUGCAAGCAGCGCUCCCGGGGGCCUUCUGCUGAGAAAAGCUGGGAAAGGCUCAGAAAAGGGCAGCCAGGAUGGAUCGAAGGGGGUUGGAGCAGUUUCCCCAGUGAUGAAAGGGUGAAGCAUUUGGGGGGCGGAGGGAGUAAAUGGAGAGUCGGGAAAGGGGUGCAUCAAAUUAGGCACGGCGUUCGGGGGGAAGUGGCUCGAGAGACGUUUUACUCCGCCUUUCAUGAAACCAAACUCGGGGCCAAGCAGUAAAGCUGAGCGGUGAGAGAUGCAGGACAGACAAAAGGAAGGACUUCUCCAUGCAGCAUGUAAUUGAACUAUGGGGUUCACUGCCGCGAGAAAUAGUGACGGGCACCGAGUUAUUAUUAUCAAUAAUAAUAAUAGAAUUUAUAUACCACCCUAUACCCAGGGGUCUCAGGGCGGUUCGCAGAAUAAAAUCAAGAUAUAAAACCACAAAAUACCUAAUAAAAAAUAAAAACAGCAACCCAUUACCCCCUCCCAAAAAACCCACAUUUUAAAAGGGCAUAGGAUGUAAAUCGGAUCAACCAAAUGCGUGGUUAAAGAGGAUGGAUUUAAAAGAGGAUUUGGCAAAUUCAAUGGGGGGGGGUAAGACUAUCAUCAACACUAAGGACACGGAUGACCGUUUCAGAGCACUCAUAGGUGCUCUGAAAGCACCUAUGAAGGGUGUGGACAGGGUUGAAGAAGUAUGCAACUUGGAGAGAGGGUGUAGCCUGGGGGAGAGACCCAAGGGCCAGACAGGAGGGUAUUUGGCCCUCAGGCCUGAGGCUUCCCCCGCCCUGCUAUAGACAAUACUGAGCUAGAUGGGCCAUUGGUGGCUUCAGAUGUCCUGUCAUUUCAGAAGAUGCAUUUCAGCUUUUGUGUGGCUCUUCUGUGAAGUCUCCUGUCACCCAUGAUUAUGCAAAUACUCCCAUUAAACAAUUAGAAAAUGAUUCUGUUCUGAGAUGCUGAUGUUUGCUCACUCCCUGUCCUCCCUUGCUAAUACACAAAGGGAAGUGUGCAGCUGUGGGAGGGGGAGUCCCAGGCUCAUGAUAUACCAGACUGAUAAAAUUCACUCUGAAAGGGGAGCUGAUUACAAGGGAAGUGGGAAAGUUACUGAUAAAAGGAGCGAGGUUAACUCCAUGAAUGCAGGACAGAAUUGUGAGAGAUUCUGUAACUACAAAGAGACAAAACACAUGGCUUAUAAUAGUUUAUGUCUUUUAGAUACCUUGGAUAUAUGGACUGCCUCUGUUAAUCUAUGUGUUUACAUUAGGACUGAUGGACUAUUUUUUAUCAUCUGUGUCAGCAACGGUUCAUUAUCCUUUUCUUUCUUUUUGGUAUACUUGCAAAAAAAAAUGCUGAAAAAUAAAAUAAGAAAAGAAAGGGGUAGACAAACACAAGCCUUGAUACAUAUGGCUGCUAUUCUUGCAUCAUUGACCUGUUGCGGAACACACAUACAAACCUCAACUGUAGAGGGGCCCUUAGUGUGUAUAAUUAAAGUGACUUAAAGCACAAUCUUGUCCUAGUGCAAUAAAAAAGAGAGAAGGAGAUUUAUAGUGGUUAGGGAAAUGAGGAAAAUGCACCGAAUAGUGUGGGAUGAACAAAUGAUUAACAGGGAGAUGUAUAAAAAACACUACACAAGCAAAUCAGAGAGAAUGCUUGCUGUCAUAUUACCGCCCCACAAACAAAUUGGGAUGAAUGCUCAGUAAAUAGGUGGUCUGAAGGAGACCUAACUUAUCUUAGGAUGCAAGCAAGAUCCCAAGAUUUUGCUAUAAUCAUACAAAACCUUUCACUCAUACAGUCAUACCGCUGGUUAAAUGUGCUUCAGGUUGAGCGUUUUCAGGUUACGCUCCGCGGCGACCCAGAAGUAAUGGAGCGUGUUACUUCCGGGUUUCGCCGCUCGCACAUGCGCAGACGCUCAAAAUGAUGUCACGUGCAUGCGCGGAAGCGGUGACACGCACAGACACGGGUUGCGUUCACUUCAGGAUGUGAACGGGGCUCCGUAACGGAUCCCAUUCGCAUCCAGAGGUACCACUGUAUUUCAAUUUUAUUUUAUUUUUUCCUCAGACGCUGCUGCCAGGAAUAAAAAUGGAGGAGCAGGACCUGCCAGGACCCAAUCCAGCAAAGAGAUCAGAAAUGAGAGGAAAAGGUUCCCGUGCUGUCCAAACUGGGACUGCCAGGGAGUUUCCAGCUGAGACAACCCCGGGAAUAAUUAAGCAUGAGCUAAACAAGGGGCCCCACCAGAAAACUCCGCAGCAGGGGUUCCUGAAGUCCAAAUGGUCUAUGCGUUCAAGAUCAAAACCCUCACGGCUCUUUCAGUCCCAUCCGCGGUUGGAUGAUGCUAAUGACUUCCAGGCCUCCUUCAAGGCUGUCAUUGACACCAGCCGGUGGCCAACAGGAGAGAGUGCGUCCCGUCGAGAAGCCCGCGGGGCCCAUCAAAGGCUGGAUCCUUUUGUGAAAGUGAAGGAGGAGAUUCUGGAUGAGGAAACUCUCAGCUUGGAGAUUCGAUGUCUUCGCUUCCGGCAUUUCGGCUACCAGGAGACCGAGGGGCCCCGAGAGGCCUUGAGACAACUCCGAGAGCUUUGCCGCCAGUGGCUGAUGCCUGAGAGGCACACCAAGGAGCAGAUCCUGGAGUUGGUGACCUUGGAGCAGUUCCUGACCGUCCUGCCCCUGGAGAUGCAGUGCUGGGUCCGGGAAUGGGGCCCGGAGACCUGUACCCAAGCGGUGGACCUUGCGGAAGAUUUCUUGCUGAAGCCUCGAGAGGCUGAGAGGCCAGAGGAAAAGGUGAACAGAGCUUGUGCGAAUUGACCUAGGAGUCAUGACAGCUUGGGUCGUCUAUGAGUGUGGAAAAGUUGGUCUGGAAAUGUGUCUUGGCAAACACAGUUCAAUAACACAGACUGUGUCCAGAGAGAAAAGUCUUGAUAACACUUUACUAAGUAUACUGAACAAAAUGGUGUAUAAUUUGAGGAGAAAGGAAACAGAGGUUUUGUGUUUCAGUUUGGGCCUUGUACAGAGUGCCGGGAGACAUUCAGUCAAACAUAUAGAGGUAAAACUCCCUUGGAACUGCACAGCCAACCAGAGCAUGUGCUAUCUCACUAAAGAUAAUGCCAGUGCCUGGUUGCUAAGUAAUAACUCCACCUGUCCCUCUCUUGGCUAGUUGACUUUAAUGCUAAUCAAAUUAUCCCUAAAUUACAAACAGCCUCAGCAAGCAUGACCAACAGCCAGGGAUGACAGGAGUCGUAGUUUAGCACUAUCUGGAAGACCAAAGGUUCCUCAUACUGUAUACUACUUUUCAGUCAUUCCAUUCCUAUCUGCUCCAAAUUCCAUUUUAUGUGGAGGAAAAUAUUUUAUGUUAUUUAAGCCAUUCACUAUCAAUAGAUCUUGAAGCAGUUUACAUUGAAUUGGUUUACAUGUUAAAAAAUCCAAGAACAUAAGUAUAGAAUAAAACACUUUCAACAAUUUAAGAUGAAGAAAAUCCAACUACACAUAGGUCCCACUUUCCAAACACAAUGCGCUCCCCAGGAAAUCAUCCUUUAGGCGAACGUUCGCAUAAUGAGCUGACAAUUUUCAUUAUUUCUUAUGGGAGCAUUUCUAAUGUGUGUUCCCACCAUACUUUCUUCCUAAAAUGGCUGCAGCCAACCAGCAAAAGAGGGGCAAAGGAAAAACUGGUUUGUCUGCUGCUCCCUGAUUAGUCCGAUUUCUUUCGCCAUGGUUUCUACUCCAGCAAAAGUACAAACAAGCAGGGAAGUGGGCAAACUCCAUCUGUUCACAAUCAGCCAAGUGUGCAGCAAAGCUUGGGUAUAACUCUCUGUGUAAAGAGAAGUGAUUUUUUGCAUAAUGAGCUGGUGGGUGGUGGGUAGGGUUGCCAUAUUUCAAACUGAAAAUCCAGACAGAAAAGCUGUUGAGUUUUUUGGGCAAAAUGCCAUUUUUGAGCUAUGCCAAUAUGGGUUGCCAUAUGUCCGGAUUUCCCCAGACAUUUUCCCGAUUUCCCGAUUUCCACUCGGACACUGCUGCUGACUGCAGUAUCCCGGUUAUAUCAGGGAAAAUCCAGUUGUAUGGCAAUGCUAAUAGUGCAGCCUGAAUAUACAUAAACAGUACAGUGCAAUAUCUGUAUACGCAGCAAUAAUCGUAUCAGUGUUUAAUUUUUUUUUUUAAGUGUGUGUGUGUAUGGACCACCUCUUCCCCACAUGAUUCAACCUAGACUCUGCUUUCAUAAUCCAAGGCCUGUGUCCAUGUGCCCACUCAGAGAGGGAGAUGUGGAGAGUGUCAGCAUGAGACUGGGUCUUCUUAGUGGUGGCUCAGUGCUUAUGUAACACUCUCCCCAGCUACACAUGUCUGGCAAUAUCACUAUAUUUCUUUAGGUGCAGGCAAAAAUGUUUCUCUUCAGCCAAGCCUUUUUAUAAUCUGUAGCCUCCCGCAGUGGGAGUGAUUUUUUCGCUUUUACAGUGGAACCUCUGGUUACGAACGGGAUUCAUUCCGGAGGCCUGGCCGUAUCUCAAAAUCUUCGUAACCGGAGGAUUGCGUCUAUGCAUGCGGCGCCGCAGAGCACUUCUGCACAUGCGCGAGCGGCAAACCCACUUCUGGGUUUGCCGCUUUUGCAACCCAAGGAUUACGUUACCCGAAGGGUAACCUGAGGGUCCACUGUACUGAUUUAGUUUUAUGUAGGUGAUGUAUGUGCUACUUUUGGUAAGUCACUUUGAGUUCCUUUUUGUAAAAGUGGCUAAUGAGUUUUUAAAGUGACUAAUAAAACAAAUAAUACAGAUUUAACAUCUACAGUUCUAAAUCUUUUGUUCUUCUUCGGUUUCAGAUAUGGGGGCCUUUCACAAAUGUGGCCAUUCAUUCGCCCGCGUCAGAGGAGGAUUCCUCAGACACUGCUGAAAUGCAGAUUUGCACAGAGGUCAAGGAGGAAGCAGAUGAGAUCGACUUGCUGGGUCAAGAUUUAGGUUUGAGUCCUUUGACUAUGAAGCUUCUUAGCUGGUGAUGCUGGGGAUUGAACGUGGGGUCUUCUGUGUUCAGGGCAGAUGCUCCACCGUUGAGUUAGGACCUUUCCCAUUCUAAAUCAUGGUAUUCAGAAUCUUCUCUCUCAUUUCUUGAUUCUCUUAUUUCUUUCAACAGAUGACAGGCACGAACUGGAAGAUGCAGAAGGGAUCUUUGAAGAGGAAACAGUUGAGCAAGUAGUUGUGGCUGGAGUAUCCCCAGAAAGAGCCAAGGGAGAUUUAUUCCAGGAUCCUGAAGUUGACAAGAGACCUGGAAGCCAGGAGGGGCAAGAAAAUCGCCGGGACAAGCACCCGAGGAAGGCGGCAAAACCAUUGGGGCAACGCGAGGAAGGCAACAGGGGCUUGAACCAGAAUACCUUCCAGCACGGAAUCCGCCAGAUCUUUGAUCUCCUGGAGAAUCAGAAGCAGCAGGUGAGGGAGAGGCCGUACAAAUGCACGUACUGCAGGGAGAGUUUCCAGAACAAAUCCCACCUGUCGAUUCAUGAGAGGACCCACACGGGAGAGAAACCGUACGAAUGCCUGAACUGCGGGAGGUCGUUCUCCCAGCACUCGAACCUCCUGAGGCACGAGAGGACCCACACGGGGGAGAAGCCCUACAAGUGCGCCGACUGUGACAAAAGCUUCAACCAGAAGGCUACCCUUGUCAUCCACCAGAGGACCCACACGGGAGAGAAGCCGUACCAGUGCUCAGAGUGCGGCAAGAGCUUCAGCACCAGCUCCCAGCUCAUCACCCACAAGCGGAUCCACUCAGGUGAGAAGCCGUACCAGUGCUCCGACUGCGGCCAGAGCUUCAGCCGGAGGCCGCACCUCGUGGUGCACGAGAGGACCCACACCGGAGAGAAGCCUUACAAAUGCACCGACUGCGGGGAGAGCUUCAGAAACAGCUCGGUCUUCAACGUUCACAAAAGGACCCACACGGGAGAGAAACCCUACAAGUGCUCCUACUGCGGGCAGAGCUUAAGCCGGAGGACCAACCUCAUUAAACACGAGAGAAUCCACACGGGAGAAAAGCCCUUCAAGUGCCCAGAAUGUGACCUCAGCUUCCGGUCCAGCACCUUGCUGAAAGCUCAUAAGAGGACCCACACAGGGGAAAAACCGUACAAAUGCCUGGAGUGUGAGAAAAGGUUCUGCGGUCUCACGGGUCUUCGUAAACAUAAGAAAGUCCACGCCGAGAAACAGCCAUAAGGGUGGGCCUGAGGAUAUAAGCAGGGCUGUGAUGAAGUGAAAGGGGUUCAAAUCACAGGCGCUGGCCUUAACUGGCCUGGGAGCUGUGCAUCUUAAGGACCACCACCUUCUGUUAUGUGCCCUGCUCACGCUCUUCAACAUCUAAGGCCCCACCCUAUGUACUGCUGCCAAACAAAGCUCAGCAGACCUCUGUUAAGAGCAGAGCCUUUUUUGCAGCUGCACCACGGUGCAGAAUGCCCCUGCCUCAAGAGGUUCUGCCAAGCCCGGACACGGUGCUCAUUGAAUCCCCAGGCCAAAAAUUGAGGUUGGUGUGGCACUGCCCCAUUCAUCUCGAUUGAGUGGCCUCUGCUGGUCAAGAAGGAAGCAAUAUGUGGUUGUUUUGAUUGCAUGAUCCUUAGUUUUAGGCUAAGUAGGGUAUGGGAACUAGAGGGUUAAGCCAAAGGCCUCAUAGAAAAGGUGGGAUUUGAGGGUGUUUGUUGAUCCAUUCCUCCCUGUAGCUCAUUUUUUUAUUGUUAGGGGUGGCUGUUUGUGUGUGUGUCUCCUGCUGGGAAGGGAUUUGGGUCAUUUUACCACUUCCUGUCUUGUACCAUUAGACCAGCUCCUCUGAUGAAUUUUUGCAUUUAUUAGUUGCUUUAUAUUGUCUUUAACCUUUAUUUGUAAGCCACUUUGAAUAAUCAUUGAUAAAGAGGAAUUUGAGUUACUGCUUUGUUGUGAGUGUAUCUGUGUAUGUAUCGUAAUUAGAGAGGUAAAAUUUCCGGAACAUGAGAAAAAAAUGUUUUUCCCCUGUUUCCCCCCAGAAAAAAUAGAAAUUUUGGGAAAAUGGGGGGAAAGUUCAGUGUGGAGUAGUUUUACAAAUUGUGUGAAACGCAGUGUAUAUAAAAGUCUUAUGCUUGCAAUAAAACAGGUAACCCCCCCUUCCCUCAAAAGCAACAAAAAAAGCAAGAAACCAUCAACAUAAAAAAUAAUCAAAUUUGCCCCUUAGCGCCAACAGCAAAUAAAGUUGUCCACCUCAAUAUUUAAGCUCCAUAGAAGGUCUACCCUUUGAGUGGUGCUUUAAAAAGAAAGAAACAGAAGACACAACAUAUAAAUGCAGUUUAUUCUAUCUCAUUUUCUGAACUACUGCUAUCAAUUUACUGACCAGACUAUAGGUAAACAUUAUGCUGUGAUGGUGGAGAACAUUAAUAAGAAUCGUUUAAGGGUUACAAAAGAGAAACUAAUUUGUCAGACAAAUUUACCCUCUUACCUGUCAGUUAAGACCUGAGAGGAGGACAGAAACUAUCACAUCCUGAAUAUACUAACCAUUACUCAACUGUAGGAGGUCUGAGGUACACAAGUAUAGUAAACUGGAGGCUUUCCCCUGCAGUGCCCCCUAGUGGCACAAAUGCAUAUUUCUGCUGUUUGAGAGCUUCAUUGAGAAGUAAGUACUGUACAGUAUAACUUUAAUUCUAUUCCAGGAUUUGCUUGUCUUCAGCUGAGAGAACUUGCAAUAAUUUAAUUUACAAAAAGCCUCAGAAAUCUUUCAUUCAGGUCUUCAUGUUAUAUUGUUUGAAUAAAAUGUCAUAGAUAAAUUAUUUAUCAUUGGAAAAGAACAUAUUCCACACACUCCCCCCCCCCCCCCGAUUUUUUUUCAGGGGAGGGGACGGUUUUGGGGUGAAAAAUCUGUCCCGUUCCCCACCCCCAUUUUUCUGUUUUUUUCCCCAGGCCUUUCCCUCUCUAAUUGUAAUAUAUUGGAUGCAGGAGGAGAAAAGCAGGGUAUUGAAAGUGGAAACUAAUUUUAGACUUAAUGGUCUGAUGGGGGUAUUACGUCACUUUCUUUGUAAUGUGGUAAGUGGGACACAGCUCAGCUUUCUAAGGACUUUUGCACGAGGUUAAAACAUAAGAGUAGAAGGCCUCCAGCUUCCUAAACUGUCUCUGCUUUGAACUGCACUGACCCCUCUUUCCUUGGAAGUAGAAUGGUAUUCUCAGGUUGCAGUUAAAGGCCCAUGCCAAACUAGGAUACAUUCACAAAGAUAAUGUCUGUCCUUGCACACAAACUCCAUCUGCCAGGCUUGCUGCCUUGGGGAGCCCUCCUCAUUCUGCUGAGUGGCGGCCCUGGACAUCUGCCCAUAAUCUCGCCCCGAAGGCACCACAGAGCGAAGGGAUGGGAGCAAGAAGAGAGAUGGGCAGAAGACUCAGGCUGCUAACACACCAUUGAAUCUUGGAAAGUAGUUUAAAGGUGCUGGGAAUUGUAGUUCUGUGGGGAGUGGAACUACAGUUCCCAGGAUUUGGGGAGGCUUUGAAUACAUGGGGUGUCUGCAGUCUAAGGCUGCUUCCAGACACCCUGUUUAUUGAGCAUUUAUUCUGAUUUGUUUGCCGGCAGGUAAGGUGAUGUGUCAAAGCAAGGGUUACCUUUCAGUGCAUUGGGGAAACUAAUCAUUUUCCUUAUUGCAAAAAGUCCAACUUUUUUUUUUUAAAUAAUAUUUAUUAAAAUUUCAAAGAAUACAAAAAUUACACAAAGACAUAAAGUA